This is a messenger RNA of Mastomys coucha (southern multimammate mouse), 5532 nucleotides long. RefSeq names its product ataxin 3 (gene Atxn3). The transcript has 11 exons. Gene Ontology annotation, cellular component: nucleus. The record is from RefSeq and is a predicted model, not a curated record. Gene Ontology annotation, biological process: protein deubiquitination. Lineage: Eukaryota; Metazoa; Chordata; Mammalia; Rodentia; Muridae. The coding region runs from base 107 to 1174 and encodes 355 amino acids. Gene Ontology annotation, molecular function: cysteine-type deubiquitinase activity.
GCACGUGGGUGGGGAGGGGCGGGCCGGGGCGGAGGGGUGGGGCCUGGGGCGGAGCUGCUGGUGGGGGCUGCUCCGCGCCCGGGCCGUUGGCUCCAGACAAAUAAACAUGGAGUCCAUCUUCCACGAGAAACAAGAAGGCUCACUUUGUGCUCAGCAUUGCCUGAAUAACCUAUUACAAGGAGAGUAUUUUAGCCCUGUGGAGUUAUCCUCAAUUGCACACCAGCUAGAUGAAGAGGAAAGGCUGAGAAUGGCAGAAGGAGGAGUCACUAGUGAAGAUUAUCGCACAUUUUUACAGCAGCCUUCUGGAAAUAUGGACGACAGCGGCUUUUUCUCUAUUCAAGUUAUAAGCAAUGCCUUGAAAGUUUGGGGUUUAGAACUAAUCCUUUUCAACAGUCCAGAGUACCAGAGGCUCAGAAUUGAUCCUAUAAAUGAAAGAUCUUUUAUAUGCAAUUAUAAAGAACACUGGUUUACAGUUAGAAAAUUAGGAAAACAGUGGUUUAACUUGAAUUCUCUGUUGACGGGUCCAGAAUUAAUAUCAGAUACAUACCUCGCACUAUUCUUGGCUCAAUUACAGCAAGAAGGUUAUUCUAUAUUUGUUGUUAAGGGUGAUCUGCCAGAUUGUGAAGCUGACCAACUUUUGCAGAUGAUCAAGGUCCAACAGAUGCAUCGACCAAAACUUAUUGGAGAAGAACUAGCACAUCUGAAAGAACAGAGUGUCCUCAAAGCAGAUCUGGAACGAGUCUUAGAGGCAGCUGAUGGGUCGGGAAUAUUUGAUGAAGAUGAGGAUGAUUUACAGAGGGCUCUAGCCAUAAGUCGUCAGGAAAUCGACAUGGAGGAUGAAGAAGCCGAUCUCCGCAGGGCCAUUCAGCUCAGUAUGCAAGGUAGUUCCAGAAGUAUGUGUGAAGAUAGUCCACAGACGUCAAGUACAGAUCUUUCUUCAGAAGAACUUCGGAAGAGAAGAGAAGCCUACUUUGAAAAGCAACAGAAUCAGCAGCAGGAGGUAGACCGACCUGGACCCCGUUCAUACCCUUGUGAAAGAGCAACCACAAGUUCAGGAGGACUUGGGGGCAGCCAAGGAGGCGAUGCUGUGGGUGAAGAGGACAUGCUUCGUGCAGCUGUAACCAUGUCUUUAGAAACUGUUAAAGACAAUUUGAAAGCAGAAAGAAAAAAAUAGUACCUUUAAAAAUCAUUUUGCUACUUCUACUCUGUAAGAUUGUCUGUGAUUACAUUGUAAGCUCACUUUGGCAGUGUGUUCACCAGGAGAGAGAGAGACUGCGCUGCUUUGUAAGCUUUCAGGCAGAAGUGUAUCAUAGGACUAAGGAGCGAUCGAGACACUAGCCAGAGAGGCAGGCAGCAGUGAGAGAGACUUAAGGUGGCUUUCUGAAUGCCCCUUUUUGUUUUUCACAUGUGCAAUAUCUGACUGAAAUUGUGGAAUCUUCCUUGGCUCUUUUGGACCAACUGAUUAGCUCUUGCCACAGAACUUGAUCCUGUAAUGUUUCCUUUUCUCUCUGCAUUAGAAAUGGCUUGGAUCACUUGAGCUUUUCCUUUAUUUCAGACCAACCUUUUAUGAAAUGUCUUUUGUAUGUCUUGUAAUGGAAAGAUCAAUCUGUCUUCUUGUAUAUAUGUAGGACACAUGGAUGCUUCCUGGUGUUAUUUUCUCUGGUUUUGGUUUCUCCCUCCAAACUCUAAUGUGGUGAUCUGUUGCUUUUAAAGCCUUUUUUAGUGGGAUCACUAUUUCUUAAUUCUGGUGCAUUCCUCUACUCUAAAGUCAGCCCUGCUCUUCUAAAUGAGCUGCGUUUUUUUGUGAGCAUGUGAGCAUGUACUUUCUAGAUGCCCUGUGAAGGAUUUCAGGUGUGUCCUGGCUGACUUCUGUAAUCGUUCCUGUACCUGAGAAAAGGAGAGGCAGAGGACACAAACAUAUUUCCUUCUACUUAACGUGCACCAUGAACGUACCCCAGGAGAAACUCACCCUUCAGUCUUAGUGGUGGGUUUGUUCUAGUUUUUCUUCUGUGACAGGAGCUUUGUGUUUUAUUUACAAUUAAGUCCUGGAAAAUAGAUGCCUGCUUCACUUUUUAAAAUUUUAAAAAGUUUUUUUUUUUUUUUAUUUUAGUAGAAAAUAGGCUGCUAGGUUGCUGAUCUAGAAUCUGAAUUUACUAAUUUAAUUAAAUUAGUAAAUCUAACUUACUAAUGAAAAUAUAUUUAAAUAUACUGUGGGUUGACCCUUGCAAUCAUGUUUAAAUUACUUAAGAAUUACAGAAGUCACAAUGCUUAACGGGUCUGUUUGUAAGUAAGAAAGUCCUUAGUUUUGAUAAACAUGAAGUGGUGGGAUGCACUGCUAGUCUUGCUGGGUCAAUAUGUGGUAUGAUUUGGGUGGAAAUUAACUGUGUGUCUUUGUCAUGGUGUCAUAGACCCUGACGUCUGCUUCCCCUCUGUUCCCUGUGAAUGUCGAUUUGUACAUAGGUAAGGUCCAAGAGGAGAGUUUAGCCAGCAGCGUGGGAAGGCACAGCGCGCUAGAUUGUGUGCUCUGCUGGUGUGUGUGUGCUCUGCUGGUGUGUGUGUGCUCUGCUGGUGUGUGUGUGCUCUGCUGGUGUGUGUGUGCUCUGCUGGUGUGUGUGUGCUCUGCUGGUGUGUGUGUGCUCUGCUGGUGUGUGUGUGCUCUGCUGGUGUGUGUGUGCUCUGCUGGUGUGUGUGUGCUCUGCUGGUGUGUGUGUGCUCUGCACACGUUUUUAUCAGGGAAGGUUUUAGGAUUUAUUGCUGUCUAAGUGAAAAAGUUACAAAUAUUUUUAUUUAUGAUUAUGAAAUAGCUUUUUCUUGAUAGGAUGGAUUGUUUUAUUUUGUUUGGUUGUGCUAGGGAUUGAACCCAGGGCCUCCUGUGUGCUAGGCAAGCACUCUACCUCUGAGCUAUAUCCCCAGAUCCAAAACAGGUAUUUCUUUCUUCGUUUUUUGGGUUUUUUUUUCCUUAGUCAUUUCAUGCCAAUUACAGUUUUUUAUUUUAAUUUGCUUCAUGAAAAAUUAGGCAGUUCCAUUUUAAAAAUCUAUGAGGCUUUCUUUUAGUAAUUGCAAAGGUUCAGAAGAAUUGUGCAGCUGUAGGAUGUUAGAGCUAGGGCUUUGCUUACAGUUGGUUGUUAUCCUCAAGUAUGUGACUGCCCUAAGUGUGCCGGUCACAUGUCUGUUAAAACCCUCUGAAAAAUCACAUUAAACUUUCCAUACACUUAGAUUGAUGUGUUGCCUGUUAGAAAAACGAGAAAGUUAUUUAACUUUAGAGUUUAUAAAAUGUUCAUAUAACACACCCUACUUAAAUCAUAUAUGAAAUACGGCAUGUUGAUCUUUUAUUAGAAAUGUUUUAAAGAGAAACGGAGCAUACGAUGAAUCUAUUUGAGUGCAGUUUUUUAGUUUCUUAUAAAUUAUGGUAUUUGUCUAGGCAAAUCCAAAGUCACCAUUGAACUGCCAUCCUAGGGUUGACCUAGGCUUAUCUAAACAUUUAGAUUUUAUUAUUAAUGAGUAGCCUAUAUGAAAAGAUGCCAAUGCUUAUUCUAAGCACAGUAUCCAAAGCGUAAGAGUUCUAUGGCAUUCUAGUUCAUACACCAGGAGCUGCCGUCUAUAGUACUGCAGGACAGACGGGCAAUGGAGUACACCGCCAUGGCUGUGUUACGGACUUGCCUGACAUUUUCAUUCUGUUUUUACCAAUUGGAAUACUUUAAUGUUUAAUAUUUAAACUACUGAUAGCAUUUUUCUAAUCUGUAACUUGUUCUGCCAGACAGAAUACGUACAGCCGUGAUGCUAGUGUUCUGACCUGAUGUAAGAACUCUGGAAGGCCAGGCAUGGUGCUGCUCUAUGCCUUAUGACAGUACUUGGGAGUCAGAGGCAGGCAGAUUUGUCUUUGAGUGCAAGGCCAGCCUGGUCUACAUAGUAAGUUCCAAAUUUGCUGGAGCUGCACAGGAAGACCCUGUCUUAAACAAACAAACAACAAAAAAACCUUUGGAAAGACCACUUUCAUAUUUUGGAAUGUCAUGAGCUUAUCUAUGUUUCAACAAUUCAGAAUAGCUGUCCUUUGGCCUAACCAUAAAUCUACACCCCAGAGACCGUGCUAUGCAGACAUUUCAGUGGUUUAAAUUGUUUGAUACGGUCAGUGCAGGUGAACUCCGUGCUAAAGUUUUAAGCCUUGGCCAAAUAACUUACAUGUCACAGACUAUCUAAGGCGGUGCUUCUUUUUUCCUGAAAACUUGAUUUUUCUUGAUGAAGCCAAAGUUAAUGAGGAUGAAUUCCCAAAAGGAGUAGUCUGCAUUGUUUUAUUUAAUAUCAGGUUGAGUGAAAUAAGUUUUACUCGUGUCAGAGUCUAAGCCACACAUUUUGAAUACCCGCAUGUUUGAUACUAUUUAAAUCAUCUGGUGCCAAGAGUUAUUAAGUCCUUAGAGCUGGCCCUGUGCAAACUGGGCGGUGCAGAACCCACGUGUGCUGUCUGAGAGUCUUAAACUAGGAAAUCUGGAUGUUUUAAAUUAGUAAGAAGAUUCAGUUAAUAUGGAAACCCCCAAAUCCAAGUUUAUGUUAGGCAGUGUGGCUGCGCUCAGUGGUAGAGCAGUUACCUGGUGGCCCAGGCUUUGGUUCAGUCUCUAACACUGCAAAAGGACAGCACAGGCUCACAGGCUAGCCUGCAUUUAGAGAGGCGCUAAGGAGGUGCUUUCAAAGUGAAUUGUUUGUUGUGAUCUAGUCCUAACAAGUGUAGAGCCACAUGUGACCUUAAUUAGGAAAAAGCAGAUUGGAUCAGCUAAUCAGUAGUGUAGAUAAUUUUUUUGUUGUUUUUCAUAUUUAAAAGAAAAACUCUCUUCAUUCCUAAUUUGUUUAUAAUUAAAGAGACAAAUUGAUUUUGUAUUUUUUCAAAGUUUCAUAGAUAUCAAAAAGGUUUUGUUGUAGUCUAUCAUGAAUGAAAAGGAUUUUUUUUUUUAAUUUGAGGAAUACUUUUUUGUGUGUGUGCCUAAAAUGGUCUGUCAUUUUAAGAAUUAGCACAGAGGUUUAAUAGUAGCAGUACACAGUCCUAGGUGAGGCACCAGUGAGAAGUGUGUGGGAAAUGCAGUUAAGUAGGUCAGACUUACUUGUCUCUGCAUAGUUUAAAGCUGGUAUGUUUCCUGGAAUUUUUUUAAUGAUUUUUUUUCCAAGGAAGACAGACAUUUGAAAUGUGAUUAUCUAAUUUCUAUAACACUGGACUAAUAGGAAUAACUUUUAUUAAAAAAAUGACUGUUCUGUAUAAAUAAAAUAUAUGAAACUCAAGUGCAAAAGCCGUGAAAAUCAAAGGCAUUGUCUUCUGUCAGUGUGAUGCCCUGUGGCCAAGCAGUUCCCUCAGGACCCAGCUCUGCAGCCCUUCUUCCUGUGCCUCAAGUGUCGGCUGCCACUCCACAGGUCUUCCGUCUGUCUGCUCCUUUGAAAGCUGGGCUUCCAAAGUGCGAUUGAACACUGAGGGUUCUGGUGAUGUGUAUGUUAAUAAGUUGUAUUUUAAAUAUCAGAGAUUAUUAAAUAAAGAGAAUGAUUUUCUAUUAA